This is a messenger RNA of Camelina sativa (false flax), 885 nucleotides long. RefSeq lists its product as uncharacterized. The record is from RefSeq and is a predicted model, not a curated record. NCBI's taxonomy places the organism in Eukaryota, Viridiplantae, Streptophyta, Magnoliopsida, Brassicales, Brassicaceae.
AUGUCAAAGUGGAGUUCAGAUCAAGAAGUUGAUGAAAUGGUGGAGGAGGAAGUUGAAAGUAUAGUGGAGGAGAUUCAAUACCAAUGCACUCACACAGAAGAGCCACCAUUGCCAGUUUUCAGAAGAGUGCACAUUAAUAGAGACCGGGAGAGGGGCCAUAUACGGUUAUGGAAUGAUUAUUUUAGUGAGAACCUGACUUACACUCAAGGUAUGUUUAGCCGUCGCUUCAGAAUGAACAAACUGUUGUUCCUACGUAUUGUUAAUAGUAUUGAGAAUGGAGUCCCGUACUUCAAACAAAGACGAGAUGCAACUGGAAGGCUUGGUCUUUUGGCACUUCAAAAAUGUACGACAGCUAUCCGUAUGAUGGCAUACCGAUGUGCGGCAGAUGCAGUGGAUGAAUAUCUACGUCUCGCUGAAACAACCGCCCACAAAUGCCUUGAACAAUUUGUAGAUGGAGUGAUAAAUUUUUUUGGAGACGAGUAUCUCAUAAGACCUAUAGUGGAAGACCUUCAACGAUUACUGAAUAUUGGAGAAUAUCGUGGUUUCCCCGGAAUGGUAGGGAGCAUAAAUUGUAUGCAUUGGGAGUGGAAGAAUUGUCCCACGGCAUGGAAAGGACAAUAUUCAUGUGGAUCAGGAAAACCGACAAUCGUACUAGAGGUUGUGGCAUCGCAAGAUUUAUGGAUUUGGAACGCCUUUUUCGGACCACCAGGUACAUUAAAUGAUAUUAAUGUUUUGGACCGUUCACCAGUGUUUGAUGAUUUUUUAGAGGGCCGAGCUCCGAGAGUUACCUAUAUUGUCAAUGGACGACAAUACAAAAUGACGUACUACCUCACAGACAGUAUCUAUCUCAAAUGGGCAACUUUCAUCCAAUCAAUUACACUUUGA